Laetiporus sulphureus 93-53 is the source of this 750-nucleotide messenger RNA. RefSeq lists its product as uncharacterized. NCBI's taxonomy places the organism in Eukaryota, Fungi, Basidiomycota, Agaricomycetes, Polyporales, Laetiporaceae. The coding region runs from base 1 to 750 and encodes 249 amino acids. The transcript has 4 exons. The record is from RefSeq and is a predicted model, not a curated record.
AUGGCUCCCUCUGGCACUGAGGCACUUGCUUCUGAGACCCCAACCUUAUUGUCAUCACAAUUUCACCCUAGCACCGAUAAUUCAUUGUUUCUACCUAGCACGCCCAGCACUCCCGCCAUGGAGGUCGAUGCUGACGGAGAGCCCAAAGAUGAUGAAUCUGUGUGCCACUCUGACCAGGACGAACUGGCUGAUGAUGAAGAAGCUUCUGCUGAUGAUUCUUCACCUCCUCCAUCUGCCGAGGCUGUUCCAAGGAAAGGCUACAAGGACUGCCUGCCUGCGCUCCCACAGCUCUGCUCAGUGCCGACCAUCUUGGCUGAGGAGAAGGCUGCCUCUGCUGCUGCGAGACUCAAGAAAGAGCCUAAGGAGCUGGGCAAAAAAGAGCUGGCCCCUACUAGCCGUACAUUGAAAAUUCUGCCGAGUCGCUUCAAUCUGGUUACCACUCGCACUUUCAAGUGCACUCACAUUAACGAUUUGGAGCCUGAGAGCAAGCACUUCUGUGUGCUGCCUGAAGAGCCCGAGGUCACCACAUCAUCGAAGAUGAAGUCGUCGAAGGGCAAGAAGUGCACGAAGGGUUCUGCUGCCAUGUCCUCAUCGAGACUGGCUGCCACUGAUGAGUCCCUGGCCACUGUCACUGCUGAAUGUGAUGAGCUGCGGACAUGCCUUUCUGCGACCAUGUCGCAGUUUAAUCUUCUUCUCCAAGGUUCGCAAAAGAUGGCCGCGAACAACCACAAGUUUCUUGGUCACAGGUAG